Messenger RNA from Hyaloscypha bicolor E, 2093 nucleotides. RefSeq lists its product as uncharacterized. The coding region runs from base 408 to 1613 and encodes 401 amino acids. The record is from RefSeq and is a predicted model, not a curated record. Gene Ontology annotation, biological process: fungal-type cell wall organization. Gene Ontology annotation, cellular component: plasma membrane; fungal-type cell wall. NCBI's taxonomy places the organism in Eukaryota, Fungi, Ascomycota, Leotiomycetes, Helotiales, Hyaloscyphaceae. The transcript has 3 exons.
UCCCUUCCGGUUAAUAUUUCCACAGCAACGGAAGCCGCGAGAAACGCUUCGGCUCCUGCCUCUGCCUCUGCCUCCUAUCAACAAGCUCGUAAGUUCCGUGUUUUAGCUUUCUGCUCAACCACAACCACCACCGCCGCCACCUCCACCCUGCCUGCCUUCACUUCGCAGAUCCCGUUUCGUCAGAGAAACGACGGAAACGCUCCUGGUGAUCUUCUACUGCCCAAUUCGAACAGAGAGACGUCCACGCGGCUUUACUCCACAUCCAUCAAUCAAAUCAAUCAAUCAACACGCAACCACCGUCAACUCGCUCUCCCAACGUCGUCGCAGUCGACUCUGCCGCCAUUGAUUCAUCCAAUUGAGCUACGCUGACAUUGGAAAAGUUACUGAACAGCAUAAUAUCUAUCAAGAUGUUCACCCAAAAGCUCCUGCUUCCUGCGUUCGCGGUCAUCACCGCUGUCGCUGCACAAUCGAUCUGCUCCCAGACGGCCACGGCCACCAUCAACUCACAAGCCGAUGCAGCAGCGUACACAAGCUGCUCGUCCGUUGCCGGCAGCAUCCUCAUCGGCUCUGGAGCUACUGGUGAUAUCACGCUCGAUGGACCUUCCACAAUCGGCGGUGAUUUGACCGUGAACAAUGCUACUGGUGUCACCUCCUUCAGCAGUUCUACAAUUGGUCAGAUCAAGGGUACUUUCCACAUGGAGGACUUGACCCUUCUGUCGUCUCUGAAGAUGAGCAUGUUGACUGCAGUCAAGGCGAUCAGUUUUGUCUCUCUCCCCAAUCUCGGCUCCCUCACAUUCCCGGCGACUGUCACGUCCGCAACAAGCAUUACAGUCAGCAACACGUUCUUGAGCACCCUCGCUGGCCUCAACGUGACCUCCGUCACAGUUCUACAGGUUGACAACAAUCCUCAUUUGACAGAGUUCACAUCAAAUAUCGGGAACAUCUCUUCUGCUGCCGUUUUCAAUGCCAACGGCGCAGAUCUGGCAAUUUCUUUCCCUCUCUUGACGUGGGCAGCCAACAUGACCUUCCGAGACGUGGGCUCUGUCAGCCUCCCCUCAUUGCAAGUGAUCAAUGGCUCUCUCGGCUUCUACGAGUCCAGCGUUGAGAGCAUCUCUGCCUCCAACCUGACCUCUGUUGGUAACUUCGCUACGGGAGUUGGAAGCUUGGCAUUCGUGGCCAAUACUGCCUUGACUAACAUCAGCAUGAAUGCGCUCAAGAGCGUUGGUGGUGCAGACCAGGUUGCCAACAACACUCUUCUGAACGCCAUUUCGUUCCCAGCCUUGGUCGAUGUUGGUGGUGCAAUUGACUUCAGUGGUAACUUCACUACACCAAACCUGCCGGCUCUUGGCAACGUGAAGGGAGGUUUCAACGUCGAGAGCAAGCAGUCAAUUGACUGCACUAAGUUUAAGGCCGAAGCCUCCGCAUCUGGUGUAAUCCAAGGAAAGUUUUUCUGCCAGGGUAACUUGGACAGCGUUUCGUCACUUGGCACAGGAACCACCACUGGAACGAGCGCAUCCUCAACCUCCAGCAAGGGCGCAGCUGCUUCCUUCGGCGUCAACGAGGCUGCAGCAGGUCUUUCGGUCAUCGGUGGUCUUUUGCAGAUGUUGUUGUAAAGCAUUGGGACGUCGGCGUUUUUACUUCUGUUUCCGCUACCUUAGACCUAAUCUGCGACGUUCUCAUUGCUUCCUUUCCUUUUCUACAUCGACCGUCUACAAAACGAGGGCUGCCACCAUUGAGCGGGCCUUCACACUUUCCUUAGGAUCAUGCGUGUGAGUGGGGGUAGGAGGGAAGUUGAGUGCUUGCUUUACUGCAUAAUUUCCAUCUCGACAUGAAGGCUUUGCCUUGUGCUUGAUUUGGGGAUAGCAAUAAUAUUGUAUGCUGAUGAGUGGAGGCAUGAAGGGGAGGGGAAUUUGUUCCUGAAAAUUGGAGUGUAUGAGAGACACCUUAGGGCAGGCAAAUUCCAUAAACUGUACAUUGAUAGGAACUCUUUCUGUUCAGUAAACCCACGUGUGUGAUCUUGCGUUGCGUGCUUUCUGCAAAUGGAAUGCCAAGAACAGAGUGCACCGAACCAAAAACCCAAAACGAAUGACCAC